AAUUAAAUAUGAAUAUGAACACGAACAUGAACAUAUGGAUUAUGAAGUGUAUAAUCAAUUCUUCGACCGAAAUUAAAAAUACUAGUGUCAUUGAUGUUGUGGUUUUGUUAGGUAGAUGGUUCUAUUAUGAAUAUAAUGCCUAAUUACAGGUUUUUCGUCAUCAACAUUAAACUAUAUAAUCUUGAUUAAUAUUUUACAUUUCAGUGGGCAAAGCACCUAAACUAAACAUUUAUAAAUAGCAUAGUUUAAUUUGUGUAAUGACCUAACUCAUAUUAUACAUCCCUUUUUUUAGUAACUCCUCCUAAUUAAGUUCUAAUUACACCAAAAAAAUGGAGCCAAAUCAGUUAGUAAAUACUACCAUGAAGCAUGAAACAACCCAACAUAAAACCAACCCCGACGAAGAGAUGAGCCAACGUCGCAUUGAUCGAUUAGCCAACGACGAAUUUGAGUACAAAAAACAAGCUCAAUGGCUUCGAACCAUGAUCCUAGAAACAAUUGACGGGUUGUUUACUACUACCUCACUUAUGAUGGGUGUUGGUGUGAUCACAAAACAUUAUCAUGUCAAGAGUAUAAUAGUACUUUGUGGGUUAGCGGGCAUCCUUGUUGGGGCUAUUAUCACGGCGGUGGGUGAGUUUCGGUCUAUUAGUAGUAGGAGAAGAGAGGCCGAGAAGGGAUUAGUGCAUCCAUUACAGGGUGCUGUUUCGUCGGCCCUUGUGUUUUCGACGGGGGGCAUGAUCCCUUUGAUGGCCAGGUUGUUUGUCAAGGGUUAUGUUAUAAGGUUUGGCGCGGUGGCAGGGGUGAUGAGUAUGUGUUUCGCGGUGUUUGGGUGGUUGGGGGCGUUUUUGGGUGGUGCAUCUUGGUUUAGGGCUGGUUUGAGGGUUUUAUUGUUUUGUUGGGUGGCUAUGGCUUUUACACUUGAUUUAGUUGUUCCUCAAUGGUAAUUGUUUUAGUUAACAUGUUAGUUGUUCGUUUUCAUAUGCUAUAUCAUUAUAUAUACUCAAUAUAUAGUAUUAUUGAAAUUUAAUAGCAGUAUAUGUUAUUUCGUUAUAAUACAUAUAGUCGAUCACUAUAGCUUGGACACGUGGUGUAACAUCAUGUCCUACCUAGACAAACAAAAUCGAAUAAUAAUUGGUCAUAUCGGUUUUAAAUUUUUAAUGGAUCAAGUUUAAGAUUGAUUAUGAUCCUUAUUU
Molecule: messenger RNA, 1190 nt
Organism: Chenopodium quinoa (quinoa)
Lineage: Eukaryota; Viridiplantae; Streptophyta; Magnoliopsida; Caryophyllales; Amaranthaceae
Product: vacuolar iron transporter homolog 1-like
Exons: 2
Coding region: 330-941 (203 amino acids)
Biological process (GO): intracellular manganese ion homeostasis
Cellular component (GO): membrane
Molecular function (GO): manganese ion transmembrane transporter activity; iron ion transmembrane transporter activity
Source: RefSeq, a predicted model, not a curated record